Molecule: messenger RNA, 972 nt
Organism: Miscanthus lutarioriparius
Lineage: Eukaryota; Viridiplantae; Streptophyta; Magnoliopsida; Poales; Poaceae
Source: the annotation of a GenBank genome assembly
AUGGCCGCCCGGCGCGGGCCCCACGUCAUCAAGCUUCACGAUCCCAAUCCGCCCCUCCUCGGCCGGGCGCCAGGCCCCGCGGUGGCCGCCGUCCCCGCGCCCUCGCGAGACGAGGGCAUCCUCGCGCAUCACCCGCGCGCCGCCCCUUCGAGCGCCUCCGCCGCGCACCCCGCCUUUGCACUCAUCGAGGAGCGCCUCGUUGCCCGGGACCAGGACAUCCAAGAGCUCCUCGUCGAUAACCAGCGGUUCGCCGCCACCCACGUCGCGCUCCAGCAGCAGCUCAUCGCGGCGCAGCACGAGCUCCGAGCUGUCUCCGUCGCCGCCACCAGGGCGCGCGCCGAGCGGGAGGGCGAGGUGCGCGCCCUCGCCGACCAGGCGGCGCACAUCGAGGCCGAGGCGCGGGCCGUCGCCGCCGCGCGCGCGGAGGUCGACCAGGUCCACGCCGACGUCCAGGUGCUCGCCGCGGUGCGCACCGACCUCGUCAACCGGCUCCAGGGCCUACGGGAGAAGCUCGCGCACAAGAAGGCUGAGGCGAGUAAGACUGAUUCCGUCCGUGCCCAGAUUGAAACCAUGCGCCGGGAGAUCCAGAAGGGCAGAGCUGCGGUUGAUUUCGAAAAGAAGGCACACUCUGAUAACCUCGAACAAAGUAAAGCAAUGGAGAAAAAUAUGAUUGCUGUGGCUAGUGAGAUUGAGAGGCUUCGAGGAGAGCUUGCAAAUGCUGAAAAAGGGGUCACCGCUGUCAACCCAGCAGCAGCUGUUGGUAACUCUGGGUAUGCUGUGGCUUAUGGCAAUUCUGAGGCAACAUAUACUGGAAUGUAUGGCAAUCCUGAUGCAAUAUAUACUGCACAGGCUUAUCCUGGUGCUUAUAGCACUAAUCAGGCUCAUAUGCACACCGGCGCCAAUUCUCAUUACAUGAGUCAACCUGUUUCCUAUGGACAAUACGAGAGUCAGCACACCAAUGUUCAAAGAUGA